Messenger RNA from Oryctolagus cuniculus (rabbit), 2832 nucleotides. It is a transcript of the gene HAP1, whose product is annotated as huntingtin associated protein 1. The record is from RefSeq and is a predicted model, not a curated record. Gene Ontology annotation, molecular function: signaling receptor binding; myosin binding. Gene Ontology annotation, biological process: vesicle transport along microtubule; anterograde axonal transport of mitochondrion; mitochondrion distribution. Gene Ontology annotation, cellular component: cytoplasmic vesicle; mitochondrion; dendrite. NCBI's taxonomy places the organism in Eukaryota, Metazoa, Chordata, Mammalia, Lagomorpha, Leporidae.
UGCGGAGUCGAGAUGCGCCCGAAGGAGCAGGGGCAGGGCUGCGCCGGCGAUGGGCUGGAGUCCGGCCCCGGCCCCGGCCCCGUCCCUGGGGAUCCAGCAGCGGUCAUCCCCGAACCCCCGCCCGCAGCCGGCCCCGCUCCAGAGCCUUCGGCCGAGCCCGAACCCAGCCCCGCGCAGGCACCGGGGGCCGGACCCGGAGCAGCCUCCGGGCCCCAGUCCGGGACCAAGUCCCGAGCCCAGCGCGCGGCUGCAUUUUGGGCCGAACACGGGGACGCGCCCUGGACCCGCUUCGUGUUUCAAGGGCCCUUUGGUCCCCGGGCCACGGGCCUGGGACGUGGAAAGGCUGCUGGCAUCUGGGAGACGCCGGCCGCCUACAUUGGCCGGCGGCCCGGGGUGUCUGGCCCUGAGCGCGCCGCUUUCAUCCGGGAGCUGCAGGAAGCGCUGUGCCCUAACCUACCCCCAGCCAAGAAGAUCACCCAAGACGAUAUCAAAGUGAUGCUGUAUUUGCUGGAGGAGAGAGAGCGCGACCUGAACACGGCGGCUCGCAUCGGCCAGUCCCUGGUGAAACAGAACAGCGUGCUCAUGGAGGAGAACAGCAAGUUGGAAGCCAUGCUGGGCUCGGCCAGGGAGGAGAUUUUACACCUCAGACAGCAGGUGAACUUGAGAGAUGAUCUCCUUCAGUUGUACUCAGACUCUGAAGAUGAGGAGGAAGAGGAGGAGGAGGAGGAAGAGGAAGGAGAGGAAGAGGAGGAGGAGGAGGAAGAAGAAGAGGAGGAAGAGGAGGAGGAGGAGGAGGAGGAGGAAGAGGAGGAAGAGGAACAGGAGGAAGAGGAGGCUCGGAGGCAUGACCAUCCCUAUGACGACCCCAGGCCGCCCUCUCCGGAGGAGUCGCUGCACCACUGCCCACAGCUGGAGGCCCUGCAGCGGAAGCUGAGGCUGCUGGAGGAGGAGAAUGACCAGCUUCGGGAGGAGGCCUCUCACCUGGACACCCUGGAGGACGAGGAGCAGAUGCUCAUCCUGGAGUGCGUGGAGCAGUUUUCUGAGGCCAGCCAGCAGAUGGCCGAGCUGUCCGAGGUGCUGGUGCUCCGGCUGGAAAACUAUGAGCGGCAGCAGAAGGAGAUCACUCAGCUGCAGGCCCAGAUCGCGAGGCUGCAGCAGCGCUGCCAGUCGCCUAGGGCCAGGGCAGGCAAGAGUGUUGGGCUGGACGCACGUGGGUCCCAGCAGCUGCACGACGUGCGGGACAAGUACUCGGACUGCAGGGCCACACGCCAGGAGGAGGCGAAGACCUUCCGCCCGCAGCCCCCGAUGUCCACCGGGUCGGUCACCCACUUCGCGUACAGCCUGCCGCUGGGAGCACUUUCUGGCCUUCCGGCGUCCCUGGUUGAUGAGCUCAAAAUAUCUAUCGGGAGGAUGGUCUCAGACCCCACGUAUUUUACCGACAGGAGUUCCAGAAGGGCCAGGGGGGAGACACCAAACCAGGGGGAGGAGCGAGCGCAGGCACAGGGCUACAGGGCCGAGGAGGAGGAAGAGGAAGAGGAGGAAGAGGAGGAAGAGGAGGAGGAGGAGGAGGAGGAGGGCUCUGCGCAGGCGGAGGAGGCUGUGCCUGUGGAUUUCAAGCCCAUCGAGGAGCUGAUCCCCGAGGAGGAGCUGGGGGCUGCGGAGGAGGCGGUGCCAGCCGAGGAAGGGGCGACUGAGGAGGCGGAGCUGCUGUCCGAGGACACGGAGGCCUGGGAGGAGGUGGAGCCAGAGCUGGAUGAGGCCACGCGGAUGAACGUGGUCACGUCAGCCCUGGAGGCCAGCGGCCUGGGCCCUUCGCACCUGGACAUGAAGUAUGUCCUCCAGCAAUUGGCCAACUGGCAGGACGCCCACUGCAGGCGGCAGCAGAAGCCGAAGGUGCCUCCCAAAGCAGUGGCAGCAGCAGGCCAAAACAAACAUGGGGGGCGGGAGCGUGGAGCAGCGGCCCGGGGUGCCGACCCAGGACUCUCGGAGGCUGGAGGAGGACAGGGCCAGCCACCCUCCCGGGGCCGGGGAGGAAGAUGGGCCUUCGGGGGCCACCUAGGCCGCUGGCACCGAGGCCCCCGCCAGCAAGGGCCACAGUCGCACCAGUCCCCUGGGCUUUGCUUUUUCCCAGCAGCCUGCAGAGGCCCCACAGACAUGAGGCCCCUCCUUCUGCUGCCUGGCCAAGCCCUCCCCACCCCAGCCCUCCCUCUCCCCUCUCCAAAACGUGACCCGGUGCAUGUCAGCAGCCCACCCUCUGUCCUGACAAGCCUGGGCCAGAGCGUGAGGGUCCAAGCCUCGAGCCUCUUCCCGGCCAGGCUGAAGGAGCCCGGGGCUUCGCUCUGCAGCUGGUGCAGGAGCUGUGGCUGCUGGGCCUGGGUCACGUGGUGGCGCCAGGCGCGGAAGAAGCCCCGGGGGAGGCCUGCCGGCUACCAGACCCAGCUCUGAGGAGGGGUGGGGGGUGAUCCCAAGGGUCGGGAGUUGUUGGGGGUCACCUCCUGGGGACCUGGCCCUCUCCCCAGUCCUGUCUUUCCUGCUCAGUCCCCUUUGGUGUUUGUACUCAGAAGUGGCUCUGUGUGGGGUGGGGGAGGGGUCCCUCUGCCCAGUGGUAUGUCUGCCUUGCCCCGGCCACUAGCCUGUGGCCUGCGAGUGUCCAGGCUCCCACGCUCCUCCCUGGGGGGCCCUUGUUCCCUAGUUCUGGGUGUUCUUCCUUUUGUAUCCCUUCGCUCAUACACAGCUGGGCUCCGGGCCUCAGGACCCCCACUGCGCUUCUUAGUGCCCUGCUGCUUGUCCGUGUAGGUGUCUGCGCAGGAAAUAAAGGAUUUGUGUACUGCU